This is a messenger RNA of Dermatophagoides pteronyssinus (European house dust mite), 1411 nucleotides long. Its product is annotated as alpha-N-acetylgalactosaminidase-like. The record is from RefSeq and is a predicted model, not a curated record. NCBI's taxonomy places the organism in Eukaryota, Metazoa, Arthropoda, Arachnida, Sarcoptiformes, Pyroglyphidae. Gene Ontology annotation, cellular component: cytoplasm. Gene Ontology annotation, molecular function: alpha-galactosidase activity. Gene Ontology annotation, biological process: oligosaccharide metabolic process; glycoside catabolic process.
UGUUGUCAUUCAUUUUUUUGGUUUGUUUGUAUACACUACAUGACAAGUUGAUAAUCAAUGAUGAUUAUGAUGAUGACGACGAAAUUUAUAUUUUUGUUAAUUUGUUUUGGUUAUUUAUUUACAUCGAUUUAUGGUUUGGAUAAUGGUCUUGCACGUCGUCCACCAAUGGGAUGGCUAUCAUGGAUGAGAUUUGCAUGUAUAAUUGAUUGUAAAACAUAUCCCGAUGAUUGUAUUGAUGAAAAUCUUUAUCGUAAUAUGAUUGAUCGAAUUGUUGAGGAUGGUUAUCUUGAAGCCGGUUAUAAAUAUGUUAAUAUUGAUGAUUGUUGGAUGUCAAUGCAACGUGAUCCAAAAACAUUACGAUUAUUACCAAAUCAAACAAGAUUUCCAUCCGGUAUUGAUGAAUUAGCAAAAUAUGCACAUUCGAAAAAUGUUUUACUUGGUAUUUAUGAAGAUGUUGGUACAGAAACAUGUGGUGGUUAUCCUGGUACAUAUUUUAAUUCAAUUGAUCAUACAUUUAUUGAUGCCGAAACAUUUUCCGAUUGGUCGAUUGAUUCAUUAAAAUUAGAUGGUUGUUUUGCUAAAAAUGAUACAUAUAAUUUUACAUAUCCAGAAUAUUCAUAUGCAUUAGCAAAUGUUGAACAUCCAAUUCUGUAUGCAUGUAGUUGGCCAGCAUAUUUAGCAAAUAUUACUGAUGAAACAUAUGCAGAUAUUCGUCAAUAUUGUAAUCUAUGGCGUAAUUUUGGUGAUAUUGUUGAUUCAUAUGAAAGUAUAUUUGAAAUUAUUAAAUAUUAUGGUGAAAAUAAUGAACAAUUUCGUGAAUAUCAUGGUCCUGGUGGUUGGUUUGAUCCGGAUAUGUUAAUUAUCGGUAAUAAUGGUUUAUCACUGGAACAAAGUAAAACACAAAUGGCAUUUUGGUGUAUGUGGUCAGCACCAUUAUUAAUGUCAAACGAUUUACGUUCCAUUCGGCCAGAAAUGAAAGAAAUUUUAUUAAAUAAAGAAUUGAUUGCCAUUGAUCAAGAUCCAUUAGGUAUUAUGGCAUCAUUGGUCAUACAAAAACAUAAUUGGUCUAUACAAGUAUGGACAAAAAAAUUAUCACCAAUAAAUAAUGAUCAUGAUCAUUAUCGAUUAAAUCCAUGGGCUAUACUUUAUUUUUAUGGCAAUCAAUUAGGACCUGAUCAAUAUAUGUCAUAUAAAUUAUCAUCAAUCAUACCUGAAUUGAAUGAAACAAUUAGCUAUGAUGUUUAUGAUUUAUUUGCCAAAGAUACAAAUCAUUCUUUUAUUGGUACAUUAAAACCACAACAAUAUCUUCGAUUAUUAGUACCAACUGCUGGUAGUGUACGAUUAGUUAAAUUAAUUCCAAAAAUUUAAAAAAAUUUAAAAACAAAAUUUAAAAAUCAAUUUAAAAAAAUCA